AUGGAUCUGAGACCGGAGCACCCCUCAGUCUCCUCUGCCUCGCAGGUCCACCCGGGACUGGCGGCCGCGGCAGCAGCGGCAGCAGCGGCAGGCUCCAUCCCGGUGUCCAUGGCCAGCAGCCUGAUGCGCGGCCCUCAGCUGAUCCUGCGCACCUCGGACAAGUACCCGCGCACCCCGAAGUGCGCCCGCUGCAGGAACCACGGCGUCGUGUCCGCGCUGAAGGGCCACAAGCGCUACUGCCGCUGGAAGGACUGCAUGUGCGCCAAGUGCACGCUGAUCGCCGAGAGGCAGCGGGUGAUGGCGGCGCAGGUGGCGCUGCGGCGGCAGCAGGCGCAGGAGGAGAACGAGGCCCGGGAGCUGCAGCUGCUCUACGGCACCGCGGAGGGACUCGCCCUGGCCGCCGCCAACGGCAUCAUCCCACCUCGGCCCAACUACGAGGUGUACGGUUCUGUCAGCAGCGAGAGAGACUCAGGUGAGGGCAGCAGUAUCCAGAAGUAUGAGCUGUUUGCAAAGAGCCAUCACUCCGCCACUCCGCAGCAGUCCCUGGGAAAACCAGCAUCCACCGAGAGCGACUCAGCCCCGGGCAUCUCUUCUCCAGACGGCCGGCACGGAGGCUCAGGUUCGGAGAACGGAGACAGCGAGUCUUUCAUCGGCUCACCCGUGUCCAAGCCUCUGAAGGACGGAGGGGAGACUCCUGGGUCCGUGAGUUCUCUGGGCUCCGAUUCCGGCUCCGAGACCGACAAGGACGAGCAGGAGCCCUCCCCUUCCUCCGCGGCCUCCCGGCACAUGAACGCCAUCGACAUCCUGACCCGGGUGUUCCCCAGCCACAAGCGCAGCGUCCUGGAGCUCGUGCUGCAGGGCUGCGGCAAAGACGUGGUGCAGGCCAUCGAGCAGAUCCUCAACAACAGCGGCGCACAGGGAUCCAACAAGGUCGGGCCCGAGGAGACGUGGACGGCCGAGAGGAUGCUCCAAAGCGCGCAGCCGCCGCCCUCCUCCGCAUCCACAGCCGCCCCGACGAGGCCCUUGUUACCCGGCGCCAUGACGCUGAGUAACCGCUCCGCGUUCUCCCCUCUCCAGCCCAACGCCCCGCAUUUCGGCGCCGACCCCAGCACCUAUCCUCUGGGUACCCACCUGGGACUGAACCCGCUGCGGCUGGCCUACUCUGCGCACAGCCGCGGACUGGCUUUCAUGACGCCCUACUCCACCACCGGCCUGAUGCCCACUCUGGGCUUCAGACCCCCGAUGGAAUACGCCUUCAGCGACCUGAUCAGGGACAGGACAAUGCUGCACAAGGAGCAGGCCUACGCCAGCGGCCUGUACGGGCCCUUGGUCAACAACACACCGGACAAACAGUGA
Molecule: messenger RNA, 1356 nt
Organism: Pleuronectes platessa (European plaice)
Lineage: Eukaryota; Metazoa; Chordata; Actinopteri; Pleuronectiformes; Pleuronectidae
Gene: dmrta2
Product: DMRT-like family A2
Exons: 2
Coding region: 1-1356 (451 amino acids)
Biological process (GO): sex differentiation; regulation of transcription by RNA polymerase II; germ cell development
Cellular component (GO): nucleus
Molecular function (GO): RNA polymerase II cis-regulatory region sequence-specific DNA binding; protein binding; DNA-binding transcription factor activity, RNA polymerase II-specific
Source: RefSeq, a predicted model, not a curated record